CUCUGCGCACGGCCGACCUCCGCCCGCCUGUCAUCACCACGGUGACCGUGCACCCGGUCUUCACCUCCUUCAACCUCACAGUUACACUGUCCGAGCCCGGAGUCGUUGCGGGUUUCCUGUACACGCCAGCGGGUGCAGCCAACGUCUCCUUGACAGCGGCGUCCGUCUGGCCGCCCAGCCCGCAGGGCCCCAUCAUCCAACAGGUCUUCACCGCCACGACGAUCGCCGCUGGCAACUCAACGACGUCCUCCGGAGCCGCGACCUACACCCUGUCGUUCAACGACCCCUCCAUCGUCCCAAGGAGUAAUUACACAGUAGCGCUUAUUGCGCGCGACGUGCCCGGCAAUGUGCAGCCCGCUGUUACGAUGGUCCCCGUACGCACUGAGGACAACAUACCGCCCCAGUGGCUAGCGGCGGCCGUGGCUCCAGG
This is a messenger RNA of Astrephomene gubernaculifera, 430 nucleotides long. Lineage: Eukaryota; Viridiplantae; Chlorophyta; Chlorophyceae; Chlamydomonadales; Astrephomenaceae. The record is from the annotation of a GenBank genome assembly.